AUGCAUUCCGACCUGAGUCAGAGUCCCGUCUUCUACAGCCGGUCUCGUUGGACUGACACUAUCGACCUGCGAAAUUCUGCGACGCGAGUGGGAUGGGCGAGUUCAGUCUUAGCUCGUGAUGGUACUACUGGUCUGAAGUCUCUGCUUCGAUACGCGGUCUGGGAAUCUAUCAUGGUUUAA
Penicillium diatomitis is the source of this 180-nucleotide messenger RNA. RefSeq lists its product as uncharacterized. NCBI's taxonomy places the organism in Eukaryota, Fungi, Ascomycota, Eurotiomycetes, Eurotiales, Aspergillaceae. The record is from RefSeq and is a predicted model, not a curated record. The coding region runs from base 1 to 180 and encodes 59 amino acids. The transcript is spliced from 2 exons.